AUGGAGGAGAAUUUAAAGAGAAUCGACGGGGAACGAAAUCAAGAGGAGAAAAGUUUCUUCGACCCUACCUCUUGGCGGAGACCCGAGUUUGUUUCGACCUGUUUGGAAAACGAGAAAGUUUGUAUCUCCAUUGGACUCUGCGGUCUUUCUGCAGUAUUCUGGGUGGUAGCCUGUCUGUUGGUCGUGUGUAAACGAUGCAGAACGAAGCGCAGGAAUGUCGGCGACACUGCGGACAGUGCGCUUUACUGCUUUCUGGGAAAUUUGAGCGGUACCGUGGGGGCCGUCAUGUCCAUCCAGCUGACGAUCCAGGUAUUUAUGGGUGGGCUGCUGACGAUACUGGAUAUUCUACGCUUCAUUUUCAUAAUCAUACCCUUCAGUGGCAGAACCGAAAGUAGGAUAAAGGUCAUGAGGAAGAGGAGGAGGCAGAAUAUCUUCGUCCUCUCUCUCCCCUUGGCUUUGGGAAUAGGCCUUUUCACGUUUCAUGGCCUGUAUCAACAGCAAAGUGACAGCGCGCCGGUCAGGAGACGACUGCUCGGUUUAGUUUUACAGGAUAAUUCUGAAAUAUUGGGUUAUGCGCUUGGCCUGCUGUCUACUGUGAUUGGCUGGACUUCGAAGUUCCCCUCUCUUACUAAAGCUCAUCUCGAGAAGAUGACCUCAGCUGUGCACGUGUCCUUUGGAAUACUGUGCGUGCUCGCUAAUGUCCUCUACGGCUCAGCCAUCCUGGUCUACGACGCGCGCACCGCGUCUGCCCUGAAGGCGUUGCCGUGGUUACUCAACUGCUUCGGCUGCGCUGCCUUUGAUGUCGUCAUCCUGGGGCUGUCCUGUUUCAGAAGGCACAGGGGGUGGUCCUGGGACCCCACAGACACACAGUCCCUGCUGGAGGACUCUCCUCCUGAACCCCCCAGCCCAACGCACCCAGAUUCGAGAAGGCCGUCCCUGCAGACGCUUCGCAGCAAAAAAUGCGUGAAGAAGACCGCAGAAAUCGGUCGCUACAUGGACAUCAACAUCCAGCCCGUCCAGCCUGUGCCAAAGGUGUUUCUGAAGGAGGUGAAGAUCUCCAGGGAGGGCCGGGCUGGCGGUCUGCUGCUGAAGAGAGCGCAGAGGGAGGUGAAGGAGGAGGACCCCUGCUCCUCGGACAGCUCCUCCGCCUCCUCCUCCCUCCACCCGGAGCUGGAGUGGGACUUUGGAGAUGCGAACGCCCACUGGAACAAAGUGCCAAAGCCGCAGAAAAGGAAGGAGGUUUUCGCCCUCCGGAAUUGGAGGGUUCAGCUCGGGACAAACCCUGCCAGCCAAACAAAGGCCGAUUCUGUCAAGAGCGUCGGAAGCGUGGAGACGAGAAGCUGUGCCAUCGCAGUUGACCAACAAGUGGCAGCUCCUGGCACUUUGCAGCCAGUGGAAAAUGAAGGACCAAUCGGACAGCACUUUGCAGUCAAUGGCAAAUGAAUGACCAAUGGGACAACAGCUUGCAGUCGAUGGUAAAUGAAUGACCAAUGGGACAACAGCUUGCAGUCGAUGGUAAAUGAAUGACCAAUGGGACAACAGCUUGCAGUCGAUGGUAAAUGAAUGACCAAUGGGACAACAUCUUGCAGUCAAUGGUAAAUAAAUGACCAAGAGGAGAACACUUUGCAGUUAAUGGUUAUUGCAUGUGGUAUUCACACCUAAACUGCUUUGCUAAAUUACAUUGAAGGCAAUAAAAAGUGUUAACAUAUGAAA
Molecule: messenger RNA, 1713 nt
Organism: Anguilla rostrata (American eel)
Lineage: Eukaryota; Metazoa; Chordata; Actinopteri; Anguilliformes; Anguillidae
Gene: tmem44
Product: transmembrane protein 44
Exons: 10
Coding region: 1-1443 (480 amino acids)
Cellular component (GO): membrane
Source: RefSeq, a predicted model, not a curated record